GUAGCGGCGCUGCGCUGCGGCGGGGCCGGGGCCGGGGCCGGCGGGCGGCCAGCGCUGCCGCCGAGCCGCGGCUGGGGGCGAUGCCGCCGCGCCGCCCGCCCGCCGCGCCGCCCCGCCGCCCGCCCGGCGACCGGCGAGGCAGCGCCCGGCGGCGGGCGGGAUAAUGCAGCUGCCCAGCCCGCAGGCACCGCCAGCGGGGCGCCCCCGCCGCCAUGUCCCCCCCGGCCUCGGCGGCCGCCGCCAGCGAGGGAGGCAGCAGCACGCCGGUGCCUCCGGAGGAGGAGGCGGAGGGGGCCCGAGAGGAGCAGCGGCCAGUGAAGCAGUCUCUCAGCAAGUCCCUGUGCCGAGAGUCCCACUGGAAAUGCCUGCUGCUGUCCCUCCUCAUGUAUGGCUGCAUGGGAGCCAUGACCUGGUGCCACGUCACCAAGGUGACCCGGCUGACCUUUGACAGCGCUUACAAGGGCAAGUCCAUGAUGUACCAUGACAGCCCCUGCUCCAACGGCUACGUCUACAUCCCCUUGGCUUUCCUGGUGAUGCUCUACGUGGUGUACCUGGUGGAGUGCUGGCACUGCUACACGCGCAACGAGCUGCAGUACAAAGUGGACGUGGAGAGCGUGCACGAGCGCGUGCAGCGGAUGCAGCAGGCGACCCCCUGCAUCUGGUGGAAGGCCAUCAGCUACCACUACGUCCGCAGAACCCGGCAGGUCACCCGCUACCGCAACGGGGACGCCUACACCACCACCCAGGUGUACCAUGAGCGGGUCAACACCCACGUGGCAGAGGCCGAGUUUGAUUAUUCCAACUGUGGAGUCAAGGACAUCUCCAAGGACCUCAUUGACCUGGAGAGCUACCCAGCCACACGGCUCCGCUUCACCAAGUGUUUCAGCUUUGCCAACGUGGAGUCCGAGAACUCCUAUCUGACCCAGCGAGCCCGCUUCUUCACGGAGAACGAGGGCCUAGACGAUUACAUGGAGGCCAGGGAGGGGAUGCACCUCAAAAAUGUGGACUUCAAGGAAUACAUGGUGGCCUUUUCUGACCCAGACAACCUGCCUUGGUAUGUAUCUCACUAUGUCUUCUGGGUGGCAGCUCUGCUGACCCUAUCCUGGCCCCUGCGGGUGCUAAAUGAGUACCGCACCUCCUAUGUCCAUUACCACGUGGAAAAACUCUUUGGGUUCGAUUACGUGGCGGUGACGCCGGCCGAGGAGCGCUCCUUCUGCCGGAGGAUGCCCCGUGUCAACACGGUGGACAGCACCGAGCUGGAGUGGCACAUACGAUCCAACCAGCAGCUGGUGCCCAGCUACUCGGAAGCGGUCCUGAUGGACUUGGUGGGGCUCUCCGGCUGCACCAGCUACUCUGCUUGCCGCUACGGGGGCUACCGGCAGAACUGCGAGCGGUGCCACAGGACUAUAAGCAGCUCCUCCAUCUUCUCCCGCAGUGCUCUGAGCAUCUGCAAUGGCAGUCCCAGGAUUCCCUUCAGCAGCAGCCGCUUCUCCCUGGGCCGCUUGUACGGCUCGCGCCGCAGCUGCCUCUGGCAGAGCCGGAGUGGCAGCCUGAACGAGCAGAGCUGCCCCACUGAGCAGACACGCCUCUCCAGCCAGGUGACUGUGGAGGAGGAAGACCCCCCUCCUUAUCAGGAUGCCCUCUACUUCCCCGUCCUCAUUGUGCACCGCAACGAAGGCUGCCUGAACCACGACCACCGUCACCUCCAUCGCAAUGGGUCCUGCGUGGAGACCUCACUGUGAAAGCAGAAGGCAGUGAGAUCUCAUUGUCCAUUGCCUGGCCCAAGCCAGUGCAGGAUUUGGGGAGAGGAGCACAAGGGGGAUAGCCUAGGAGGACAUCAGGAUGGAGUGGACAUGGCAUCCUGCUCCGGCAGCCAGCAAAAGCUUCCCCCGCUGUGGCUCUGACCUCCCAGGAGGGUGGAUGCUGAUGCUCCCCCUGACAUGGCACAGAACUCUAGACCGAUCACCACAUGCAAAAAAAAAAAAACCAACAAAACAAAACCAACCAAACCAACAGCAAAACCAUAAUUCAUGGUAUCAAGACCCAAAGGGGGGGAAUAAAACGACAGGCCUGAUGCAGGGAGGGGGUGGCUUUGGCUCCCAGGCCUGGCUCCAGGCUGGCUUGUGCUCCAAGGAACCAGCAGCCACCCAAAAAGCACCUUGCUGCACCUCUGCCCUCCCUGCUUCCCACACUGGAGUGAGACCCCUCACAGGGUGGAGUAGAACAGGCCCCUUGGAGCAGGGUGUCGCUGCCUGUGACAGAAGGUCAUGGGUACCCAGGCACGUGGAGCUGAAUGGCAGGUUAGAGCAAAGGCUGAAAGCCACGAAUCCACCUGUUCCCCUUCCCCCUGACCAUUCCCCACCCUCCCCUCUUUUUUUUAGACCAUGCUCCGACUGUUACUUUUUUCUCACUGCUGGGAAUGGCAUUGCCUCCAGAGGAUCCCAUGUCCAGCUUCUUAGGAAGUUUCGGUGUGCCAGCCGUGAGUCAGCAUCCCCUUGGUAAAGGGUUUUCUGUUUGGGCAUUCAGCACCGGGGAGGGAUGAAUGUGCAAAUCCAGAUGGAGCAGAGAUCUGCAGCGCUACUGAUGUGUUUGCUGAAGGAGGGCUCAGCUGGAAAGAGAAAACGGGAGGCCCCUGGUGAGCUGGGGAAGGGGAAGAGGAUGGCACUGGAACAGACAUCGUUGUAUCAGGUGGCACAUCGAGUGGCUGGGGACCCUUCCUGGCUUUGAAGUAAGUCCUAAUUGGUUCAGCCAAGCAUCAAGGAAGUCUCUGGUAGGUUCACCUGCAGUUCACCUAUUGAUAAUGGAGCAGCAGGUUGGUGCAAGUCUGCACAAGUGAAUUUUGCAUGAGAUCCAGCUGGGCUCUGGCUGUGCACUCUGAGCUGCAGGCUCCUGGAAGCCUCAUUUUGGCAGAAAGCUCUGAGGGGAUAGGAGGGACAAAUGCAAAAGCAUGCUGGAACAUUGGGAACUUUGGCUGGGGAAAGGAGGAUCAGAAGGGUUCUGUUUCUGUAGAACCCCACUGUUGGUGCAGGAGGCGCUGCCAUGAGGGAUGCUCUGCAGAACAGAGGCCGGGGAAACGUUAGAGGAAAACCUGAUUAAAACAAACGUUUUGCACGACAGAGAUUUUUGCAGGGAGGCGUCAGGCUGUCAGAAGUGAGGUGACUUCCGUGUAGCUCAUUAGCUACUGGGUUCUUCUGCCUUGCUCUUGUCAGGGCAGGUUGCUCUGAGCUUUGUGCUGCCCCUUCUACCCUGCUGGAAAGGAUCUCAGUGACAUUGGGCAAAGAGCCUUUGUGUCACUGAAGCUGCAACAGUGUUUGCAGCAUGCACAUACCCAGCUUUUCUUCCUCCAGCAACACAUCCCCAGAUCUCUUGUGUCCUUGUUCUCAGAAAAAUUGUCUCCUUUUCAGUCAGCUCUUUGGAGAGUGCAUGCCAAAUCAGCCAGCGGUCUCUCCAGGCAGCACUACUCCUCAGCUUCACCUCGCUUCUCUCAUCAGCUGUGGCAAACAGAAGCUAAGAGCAGCACAUCUUGGGUGACAAGGGCAAGUCCAUUGGCACCUGGGCAUUUGUGCUUGGUGUUUGCCUCCCCAUCUGUCACAGAAGGGCAAACAGUGAGGCACUGUAUUUGGUCCAGCCAUCUUCCUCCUGCCAGCUAUUAGUGAGGGGUCUGGCUCUCUCAUCGUGCUGCUGUACUGCUUUGCCUCCCAGGUCUCCAGGAGGCUGCAAAUGCACCCAUGUACCACACCGGUCCUAUUUUGAAAGUCAUCUCCUGCUGGCAAGCCUGGAGUGGUCAGCACCUGUGGGCAUUGUAGGGCUCCACUUUUCAUUUACCCCAGAGCAGUCUGUUGUGCUUUUUAUGCCCUGCAUAUCCUGGUUAGUGUCUGUUGCCCUUCAAGUCAGCUUGUCCUCCUGGAUCUCAGGUGCUAAACUACAAACAACAGUGGUUUGAACAGGAAGUCUCUUAAAACCUCAUUCUGUUUAUGAUUCUUAGAUUCUGCCCUUACUUCCACUACCAGAACUAGAUGUUAGCUUAAAGAAGAAGGUCCCUUGGAAGACAGAGAAGCCUAAGGUCUCUGGUGUAGGCACAUCCCUCUCUGCAUUUUUGUUCUCUUUUUUUUUUUUUUUUUUGGCAUAGAUUCAAGCUGGGCGAAAGCAGCCCUGGGAUUUCCUUGCUUAGUAAUGACAUUUGGCUUGCUGUGCACUCGUGCUUCUCUCUCCAAGGGCCUAAUGUAAGCCAAGGCCAAUGUGGAGUGUUCUAGUGACUCCAGGGAGAUGGUGGUGUGUGCUUGUAUGUCCCAGUGAAUUGAGACAGUGGAGCUGCAAUGGGUCAUUAGUGAGGAAUGAGGUCCCCGCUUGUCCUUCCUGACAUGUUCUCUUUGAAAUCUGCGGCUGUUGCUUAAAUUAGGCUGUAAUGGCUCAUCUUUCUAUCUCCAGCCUCCAAGGUGCCUUGGACAGAUGGAUUUAUCUCAGUUUUGGCAGGCCUUUUUAGCUCCCUGUGGCAAAGACAGUCUUCACAACAGGGAUAGAUUAGCAGGGUCUCUAUGCCCCCAGCUUUUAGCACCUGCAGCAGAGUUUCAGGCACCGUGUCCUUGGCUCUUUCUGGGGCUUUCUAUAAGAAUGCCUGGCCUUGUUGCUCUGGCCCCUUUUUCACCUCUGAAAUCUUAUCUGGAGGUGGUCUAUCCAGGUGGAACUUCGAGGCACGGCUGCUGUUCUGACCCACAGGAUCCAUACAGUCUUCCUGUUGCUGAACACCUUCCCCAUGUACAUGGUGGCAGCUGUAGUCCCAGUGCUACUGUCUGUGGCUGGUCCAGACCCACAGUACUCUGAGAAAUGAGACUUCUCUAGUCAGUGUUCCCCACUGCAUGCCAGGAUUUCUCAGAGAUCCCAUCCCUCAUAUUCUUGGUGCUACCCAAGUGCACCAGGUAGAACUGCCCCCCUGGUCCAUCCCAUUCCAUUUUCUCAGUGGUGGAGACAUGCCUCAGGCUCAGGAAAAGGAGAUGGUGCACUUGGACAUGGUAGGGGAGCAGGACUGGGCAGCAGAGACAGGAGCUGCCUGGUGGCUUGACAGAGAAGUGGUGGAGCUGAAGAGGAGAAACUGAAACUAGGGCUCAUCCUGGCAUGUCUAGUCAGGCAGGAAAGUUCAGAGCAGAAAGCUGGGCUCUCCCUUCUGUCUCCUGGCAUGGGACACUACUCCUGGCAUGGGACACUACCAGCAAAGAGGGUUUUCUCCUAAGUGUUGGUGAGGGAAUGCAGUGCCCUGGGCCAAGGGCAGCUGCUGUAAUUCUCCUUGUGGCUCAGGUUACGAGCACAGAUACCCAGAGAUGGCCUGUCCCUCUUCGGGCACACGGCCUCUCCGUGGUGGAGUGGUCCCAUCUCCUGGCACAUACACACCACUUACCACUCUGGGCCGUGCAGCAGUCAGGUGCCUGCUCUUCUUGAGACUUGUGCCUGCUCUCUGUAUCCACAUUGGUGAUGAGGGUUCCUUUGGCAGGCCAUUCGAUAUCUCUCUCAGGAUAGCCUUCUCCCUUAUAUCUAACCUGAGUUCUCCCUGCUGUAUCUUAAUCCCAUUACUUCUCCUCCGUUGACCAGUGAGUCUAAUUGGCUCUUUUCCUUUUUCUUAGGGCCUUCCUGACACAAGCAGGCCUGUUAUCUGUAGCCAUCUUUUCAGCAAGCCCAGAGUCUUGAUCUCACUUGCCAGACCCUGGCUUCAGUGUUGGUGCAGAAGUUUUCACUGUGGAGUGAAUAUGUCACUCCUGCUCUGAUCCUGGCCUGGGCAAGAGGGCCAAAGGUGCCAGCAAUGCCUUGUUCUGUCAGGGUGGCUGUGUCCUCAUUCCUGGUGCAGAACAUCUCUUCGAAGUGAGCAGAGCUCACAGAGCUGCUGGCUGCUUACACAAGGAAAGCGGGACAGCACGCAUCACCCUCUGGGAAGGUCAGAGCUGGGUUCUUGUCAGUAUGAUGGGGGCAAUAAUUAGGAGGAUCUCUGCAGUCAGAUGGCUUUGUUUUUUUUCCAUACAUCAUUCGAACAUUGCAAUUUCCCAUGGGCUGAAAGUCAGGCUCAGCAUUGCACUUAGCAGCAGACCUUCCUCUUAUGUAAGAAGGAGGGAGACAGGAAUGCUACCAGCUCCUCUUUGUGGCCCUUCAUGGUGCUAAUGCAACCCAGAAGAGGGCUAGUCCUUACUGCUGCAAGACUGGAGAAUUGGUUUGGGCUAUUUGGUGUUUCCCGCUCUUCAAUAUAUUUGUCAGGUACUUAAAAGCUCUCCGGCUUUUCUGAACUAGAGAAAAGAGAGAGAGAGAGAGAGAGAGAGAGAGAAGAAGUGUGUGAGAAGCUCUGGAUUACCUGAUCAUCAAGACACAUCACCACCUAUUUAUCUCUCUUUCAACACGGUGGAAGCUUCCCACAUAGUGCCUAGCACCUUGCUUGUGCAGAACAAGUUUAUGACACCAGCCAGCCAAGUGGUACUUCUUUGAUCCUCUGUGUGUCAUGUCUCACUCCACACCAAGGAGGGAGGUUUCAGAGAGGCCUGUUGGGGAGAGCAACUGUAGGGGCAUUCAUUAGGAUGGGGAGAGGGAAUCUGAGCCUAUUACCAAGGCCAAACCUUCCAGGCAAAUACACAGUUUUAAGGCUGGGGAAGCUGCUGUUCUAUUGUCAGACAAAUGCAACCUCCUUCCUUUCUGCUCCCCCUAAAAUGCACAUUAGAAAUCCAUCUGGUCCCUGCCCUCUUUGCUGUCUCUUCACUCAAGAGGCUGCAGAGUUGUUUAAUAACUGAUGGAUGCCUGUGGGGUGAGAACUGCAGGAAAAUAUUUAUGAAGUGGAAGUUUAAGAAAGAUAGGUAGCAUCAAUGCCAGUAAAAGAGCACCUGCUGACUAGCAGGUGGGACAAAUAAUGCCUUUUAAGCUCUCCUUCCAGCCUUUCCAACCACGGCUUCAGUACUGCUGUCUAAUGUCACCAGGGUGCUGCCUUAGGAGGGGACAGACUUUGCUGCAGUGUGUUCCUACUCUGCUGCAGUCACUGUAGGGGCUGGGUCUGAAGUGCCACACCACCACCAAGAUGUUGUGUUACCAAAGAGCUCUAAGUCUCAAGUUGGGAUGUGUCCUUCUGAUCGUGUUUCAUUCAUAUUCAGUGGUUAGAAUAAAGUCUGUAGGAAUAUGAUCUGGAUCCAGGUAAUGUCAGAAAUUAAACAUAGUUUAAGUGAUAGCUCUGUCUGGUGCUGCUGCUUCCUGUGAUGCACUUGGGCCUACACUCUCCACUGAGCCAGGUGUGCAUGGGUACCAAAGGCUGGUUCAAAGGACCUGGGACCCCAGUGGGGACUUGGGUCUGAGCCUGCCUAGGGCUGUUUUCCCCGUGGGCAUUCUGGAAAAAGUUGAAAGGGAUGAUAGCCACACUUCAGGUAGAAAUUAAUGGGCUAUGUUCAUUCCUAGGGUAAUUUUACUGAAGCCAGUGGUACUAUACUAAUGUGAGGUUGGCUUAGCAGCUCCUCAGAGGGGUCUGUCCCUGAGUCCAGAAAAAUUGAUCUGUCACAGUGUUGCUUUGAUGCAUAGAUUUUGUGUUGGAACUUGGCCAACAUGAAUGAAUGUUGAAUAUCUGUAGUUUCUACAAGCAGUGGGUUGAAUUGUUCUGCUCUACUGCCUCACAGCUGCUCUGCCAAGGGGAACAUUAUGCCCAUGGAUGUGAUCUCGUCAACCCAUUCAAAAGCAAGCUAACAAGCAAAAUGACCUCCACAGCACCGGGAGAGGAGCUUUCUCCCAUGGGACCAUAGCCUUUUUGCCUCUGAGCUAAAAGAGGUCCCAAGGACAGAACUGAACCUGCAAGAUCCAUGGCCUCGUGGCCUGCCCUUCCUCCUUCCCUCCUUACCUCAUGUCUGUCUUGGGGGAGGGACAGUUUCCCUCUGGAGUUCAACAAGCUCCUCUUCCUGCGGCUUGUGAACAGGCUCUACAAACAGGUAUAUCAUCCACCUAUGCAACUCUUCCAGAAGCUGCCAGAUUUUCAGGAGCCCAUUACAAUGUGCAGCAUGGCCGUCCAGCACUGAGAAUAAGCACAGCGGCUGCUGGAAAGCUAAGUGGGUUUUAUUCCUCCCCCAUUCCCCAGGAAGACUCUUUUUGUUGGGCCAUUUUGUUUGUUCGUUCGUUUGUUUGGUUUUUGUAAACUUCAUCUGAGGGAAAUGAAGCUUGUGAGAAAUUGGUGCCCAUCCUGAACCCUCCCCAGUCCUUUGAACUCUGUGAAUGGAUGGAUCACCUACUGUGAUUAUAAUUUAGUGGAUUUUGUAGAACAAAAUAACUUCACACACAGACACAUGAGGUUCUUUCAGUCUCCAUCAGCACAAGCUGCUUCUGCAAUCUUAGCUACUCACAUUAGUGAAAGAAAAAGCCUAGCUAGAAUGUGGUGAGAUGACGUAGUACUUUGUAUCAGUCCCAUGGUCCCAGCGUCCAUUAGCAGCGCCGUCAGCUGCCGUGACAUGAAUUCAGACUUUGGAUGGCAGCCCAUGAACCAGUCAGGGUGAAAAUUUGGAAAAUCCCAAGCCUGAGUCUAUGCACAUUUCCAGAAACAGAUGCAGAGGGAGGAUCAGCUGAAAGCAGGCAUCACCUCCUGCUCAGCCCUGGCAGAAGCUGGUGGGCUCUGUUAGUGCUGCACCUGCCCCCCGGGAAGAGCCUGUCCCCAGGGACCCAGCAGAGGGGCCUGAGAGCAGCAGUGUGUCUGAUGGAGCAGCACUGCUCAGCUGACUGGGGAAAUAGCAGUGACAACCAGACCCCAAAAUAACAGGAUUUCGCUUUGGAAAUGCCAGGAGCUUUUUCAAACUGAAAUGCCACAAGAAGGCCUUAACAGCUGUUAGAAGUGUUUCGCAUUGCUGUUCCUUGCUUAAAAAAAAAAAAAAAAAUUGGUGAUGAUGUGGGUUUACACUCUCCACUCCUUCCAUCUCUGUUAGUAAUGUGCUAUGCUGGUGGAGAAGGAAUGCCCACGGCAGAUCAGGAUGGUGGCCCUGUGGCUUUGCAGUGGGGUAGGUUGAUCAGGAACGGAGGCCAGAGUUUAAAAUCUUUCUCUGCCCCCGGAGGUGUGGCAUGGCUAUCCACCCAGGCGUGGCAGGGUGGGGUUCUGCGUGCUUGUGCACAGCUGGGAUCUGUGGCCCUGUGGAGGCUUGAUAUGUUUGUGGCUUUGGUGUGGUGACACCUAUCCACCCUUUCAGCAAGGGCUUUUCAGGGUGACAGAGCAUUGCUUGUUCUUCGUGAGAGGAAACUCCUGACCUGAUUUCUGUGAGGAGAUGGUCACAUUUGUGAAGUGUCACAUUUGCUGCAGAGAGUGGCAGGGAGCAGGGAUAAAAGCAUGGAGCGAGCUGUGUUUGAGAACAAGCUAAUCCAUUGCUGGCCAUCUGAAACCGAAGAGCUGCUGGAUCUGCUCCCUGGACAACGCUUUCCAGCUCUUCUCACUCUCCCCAAACCUGAUGUGCAAACUGUCAUUCCUGUGAGCUAGCCAAAGCACUCCCCUCCCCUGAACUCCUGCAUUCCCAUCAUUUUGGUCCCUCCCUGCUGGGCGCCAUGAAAUGCCAGCAGAUGCAUGAUGACCACAGGCAUGCUGGUGGCCAGACCUCACCAUACCCUGCCUGUGCACUGCCUUCCAGCAGCACUCCCUGCCCUGGUGUGCCCAAAUGCUUGCUUGUUGCAGAGCAACCACAGCACAUCCUGCCAUCACUUUGGCAGCACUCAGUGCUUUCCCAGAGAAUUUCACAGCACUUGUCCUAAGUUAGAAAAUGGAAGGCCUUGAUGUUUUGGUGGUCCUGGUCUCCAGACCAAGGAGGAGAGGAGAGGCAGGUCAGCUGUUGUGGCAGUGAGGGAGCAGGGAACACCAUCAUGGUGGAAGCAGCAUGUCUGCUGGAGAAAUCUCCAAACGUGGGCUCUGUGCUUCUCCGCUGGGGCUGAGGGCAGCUGACGAAGGGCAGAAUAGGAUGUGAAUGCUCAGCAACACAUGGGAGGAAGAGAGAUGGUUGAGAACAUCUGUAAAAGGCUUUGCAAAGGUGGUGGUUUUUACAGGAGACAAAAGGCAAAAUGGGGCAAGAGGAUGCGGUGCUGCAAGGCAGGGAGGAUGGGGCGGAGAUGGAGCAGGGCAUUUGAUAGAGAAGCUCAGGAACAGAGUGGGCUUUCAAAGCAAUCUGUGCAUGCUCUGGCUGAGGAAAAAGGCAGGAGAUAUUCCUAAGCUGAGGUGCCCAGGUCAUGUCUCGCUGCGUUGUUGGAGCAGCAAUGCCACCUCCAAGCCCAGCAGUGACAGCUUGUGCACGUGUCAUCAACCACGAUGGCCACAAGGUGUAAAUGUCACUAAUGAAUAAAUUGCCUUGUGCCUUGGAGAGGCUAAUCCAUCACGGCCAGAGACAGGGAUCUGACAAGCCUGGCUAUUUCAGGCAUACCCUGUAGGGAGGAGGGACGCUUCGUUUCUGAGCCGUCCCCCCCACCUAGGGAAGCUGAUGCAGGGCUUGGCUCUGUGCCACUUCCCAUCUUCCCAGCCACACGAGCUCAGGCUUCAUCCCUCUUCACUGCAACUGAAGAAGCAUGAAAGGAUCUAGAUUAGCCAAAAGUGCCCUGUCGCCAGGGUGGUACACGGGGCUAGCAGGUGAUUGAGGUUGGAGGGAAGCUGAUGCACACAGGGCACACGUGCUGUAGGGGUGAUGGAAUACAGUGAUGGGUCCCCAGUGAUUGGGAGAGCUUGUGUUAGUUGUCUGGGUGUGUUUCGGGGCAGGAGUGCUUGGCACUACAUUUUAGAAGCAUGCUGUUUCCUCCUCACCCCGCUGUGCUGUCCCACAGGCAGUGGAUAGGACCCCCAUUUUCAGGAUCCCCUGUGUGUGAACCCCAGCCACCAGCACCCUGGCUGACUGUGCAGAGGGCCAGCAGGUACCAAACGGGCAGGGACAACUCAGCCUAGACAAAUCCAGCUCCAUGGGAGCAAAGGGAGGCUGAACACAGCAGCCAUUUCUGUGCACAGCCUCUGCUCAUCCUUGUGGCAGCCUGCUCCUCCUCCCCAAGUCGGUGCUCAAAACCAACCUGCCAUCUUGUUUGUGACAUAUGCCAGUGUGACACCUUGCAAAUCGAUGCCUGGGUCUCUGUGAGCAGAAACCGCCAGGCUUGGGAAGCUGGCCACUGUCUCCUGCUGCCGUGUGUGCUCUGCUCAGAGCAGUGGGAGCCAGGCUCGCCAUCUGCUGUGGGAAGGGAGGCAGCCGGGUGCCCCUGCUCCAGCCUGAUGGGACACCCCCCGCACAGCCCGAGGGAGAGCCCAAGGGUCAUUCCCCCUUCUUUACCUUCUGACCACCCCUGUCUCUCACCAUCUUUCUGGCACAGACCCAUGGGUGAGGGGGUGCUCCCAGCUUGACUCUGCUGAGGGCUGCUGAUGCUGUGUUGGUGGGUGGUGGCAGUGCCCAAGCUCGUUCCCUCCUCCAGACAGAGGCCCACAAAUGACACCCCCUCCUCAGAGCCUGCCAGUACUCCCUGGAGAUAGAUCUCAUGGGAGAGCUAAGGUAUUUGUUAGGGCCCUGCACUCAGCACAGUGACCAGCUAGUUACCCACCCUGUGGUGGCUGGACCUGGAGCUGACAAGUGACCCACCAACAGCAGGGAUGUUCACACUCCAACAAUCUGCUGUUGCUGUCUGGCCAGAGUGUGUGGCAUUUGAAAUGGUUUCAACCCUUGCAGACUGGCAGAUAGUUGACUCUUGGUCUUGGGUGUGGGCAAGUGCUGCAGGCUGCUUGGUUUGGACUUUGCUUUCUGGCCAAGAGAUGGAUGGGAGAGAGGGCAAAGAGUUCUCCAGGCAACAGCUACCUGUCCGGGCAUUCCUGCACGUGGCAGCCCAGGAGCGGGUUUGGGUGUUUAAGUGAUGUUAACAGUCUCAAGCUGUUAGCAGGAAAAUGAGCAGUGAAUAUCCUGGAAAGCAAGUCAGUAGUUGUUCUGGUGAUAUGUUUUCCCAAGCCCUUUUCUUUCCAUCCCUUGUCCUCACUGGCUCUGGUGGCCAAUUCCUCCUCAUGUGUCUGCUAGCAUGUCUGCAGGAUCUCAUUGCUGCCCUCCAAGCAUGAGCUUUCAUUGCACAACUGGCUGACCAGCUGCAGCCCUGUCCUUGGAGCUACAGGCAGGCUUGCCUAGGACCAGGCCACCCCCAUUAAACCCCCACCCUCGCUGCUGGAGCUGCUGCUUCAUCAGCCUGAUGCUGAUCUGGGUCUUUUCUGCUGUUUCUGAACAUGAGUUCUCAUCUCAUUGAGGUGUGUCAUCCAGUGAAAAUAUUUUGUAAAUGCAAAUAAAAAUAAAUAAGUAUAUUCAAUACCUCGGUCUCGAGGAUGGGAAACAAGUAGUGGGAGUUGCCCAGGUAGGGAGGUUUCACAGCUGCUACUGCUGGUUAGGAAUUCUUCUGGAUGUAGCCCCUGGAGCAUCCAUCAAUAGUUGGGAAGGGAGCUACACAAACCUGUGAGGGCUUGGGGCAGAGCCCUGUCAGCACCCCUGCUGCCAGGGCAGCCUCGCACUCCAUCCUUUCUGAUCUAUAUGGGCGUGACACGGUGCAGGUAAAGGUCCUGUCAGCCAGGGGCCAGCGGCACCUCGGUGUCUGUAUCCAUCAGGCAGGGCAAGGCAGAAGCGGGUACGUGGUGAAUAAAUUCUUUUGUGAACACUGGGAAACGGUUUUUACUUUUCAACUCUGUCAAUAUGAUCUAGCUCUGUCUGUCUCUCUAUAUAUGUACAAACAGUAUAUCACAAUGUUGCCUUUUUUGUUGGAAAUAUCAAAGUACAAAGAUUGUAAACCAAAUCGGUGUAAUAAAAGUUUCAGAUGAUUCACUGA
Motacilla alba alba is the source of this 12789-nucleotide messenger RNA. RefSeq names its product transmembrane protein 151B (gene TMEM151B). NCBI's taxonomy places the organism in Eukaryota, Metazoa, Chordata, Aves, Passeriformes, Motacillidae. The record is from RefSeq and is a predicted model, not a curated record. Bases 213 to 1742 code for a protein of 509 amino acids. The transcript has 2 exons.